AAAAAAGAGUGUAGGAUAUAAAGAGAAUGAAUUUUUCUCUUUUAGAUUUUAAAAAGAGUUCAAUACUUCUUUCUUUUUUAUUCAAUGUCAAAUUAUCACAGGCACUGUGAAGAGGAAAUGGAUUACGAAACAGGAGCAGUGGAAGGUCUUUUAAAGUUACAACAUCAUGCUACUUUAAAGCCUAUUCACCCUUUACAACAACAGCAGCAGCAACAACAACAGCAUCGUCAUCCGUGUCAUCAUCAAAGACUACCUUCUCUCUCAAAUUUAUUAUUACCUCAUCAUUAUUCCUCGUCCUCCUUGUCGUUGGUUGAAGACGCUUCUUCUUCUUCUUCUCCUUGGGCUUCUGGAUCUAAUUUAUUAUACUCGCCCAACCUUAAUCAUCACAGUGAUGAUAGUAGCAGUAUUUACUCUACACAGAGACCGUCCUUGAUCCCACCUCUUUCAACCUCCACUUCCUUCUCCUCGCUCAAAUCCAGCGCUUCCUCUAUCAAGAGCACGGGUACGCCAAAGGCCAGUCUCUUAUCCCGUGCUGCUACUUUCACUGCGCGUCGUCGUGGUAGACCCAAGAAAUCGGCCUUGACGGCGGUGGUGGACAAGAAUGAAAUCAAAAUUGUGGAUAUGACGUAUAAUUAUGCAAACGAAAGCAGCCAUCAUCAGGGGUCGCCUAGCUGCAACAACAAGCCCAGAUGGCAAGAAGCAGAACGAUUGGAAUUAUUAGAGGCGAUUGUCAAAGAAAAGGAAUUGGAUGAUAUGACCACCAUUCGCUGGGAUCGUAUUUCUUUGGCUGUGGGAAGGGCCAAGAAGGCUUGUAAAGAUCAAUGGCGUAGAGAACUUUUACCUAAUAUUUUGAAAGGACUUCGAUCCAAAGACAAAUAACUUUUUAUUCUUUAUUCUUUUUUUUUUUUUUUUCGUUUUAUAUACUCCCCCUUUUAUAAAUAAAGUACUAUCCUUUUUUUUUUUUUUUUUCCUUAUUACAAAAAUUGACGUCGAUGCAAGAAACUAAUUAAAUCAUACUUGGUGGCUACACCCAGACACCAUUUUCGGUUCUGAUCGGUGAUGACUGCAAAAGAAUUCUUUUCAAAGAAUUUAGCUAGAAAGAAAAAAAAAAGAGUUUUAGCAUAUACAGGACAAAAUAGAUCAGAUAUAGAAAGUAAAAGGAUUUCUUUUUUUUUUUUUUUACCAAGGUCGGCUAAACUAGUGUC
Molecule: messenger RNA, 1205 nt
Organism: Mucor mucedo
Lineage: Eukaryota; Fungi; Mucoromycota; Mucoromycetes; Mucorales; Mucoraceae
Exons: 1
Coding region: 85-879 (264 amino acids)
Source: RefSeq, a predicted model, not a curated record